Messenger RNA from Myripristis murdjan (pinecone soldierfish), 11375 nucleotides. RefSeq names its product laminin subunit alpha-3-like. The record is from RefSeq and is a predicted model, not a curated record. The transcript is spliced from 76 exons. NCBI's taxonomy places the organism in Eukaryota, Metazoa, Chordata, Actinopteri, Holocentriformes, Holocentridae. Gene Ontology annotation, molecular function: signaling receptor binding; extracellular matrix structural constituent. Bases 119 to 10240 code for a protein of 3373 amino acids. Gene Ontology annotation, cellular component: basement membrane. Gene Ontology annotation, biological process: animal organ morphogenesis; regulation of cell migration; regulation of cell adhesion.
GUUCUUCUGAGAGAGCUUCAUGCGCAACGCGCUCAGCCUAUAGGCGCAUUUCAUGGAGAUCUAUAGAUGACACGAUCUGCGAGCUGCGGGUCGCUCUCAGCAUCUACACGGAUCUCUAAUGUGGAACAUGGCGAGAGGGAUGAGGGGAGCUUAUCUCGUCGCGCUAUUUUUGACCUUUUCGAUAUCACUUUUCGGGGACGCAGACGGACAAAAUGUUUUUGACGAAACUACGGGGUUUAGUUUGAGUCCUCCGUAUUUUAACCUCGCCGAAGGGUCACAGAUCUCCGCUUCUGCAACUUGCGGUCAAGAUGAAUCUGGGAGACCGAGAUCUGAUUUAUACUGCAAGCUUGUCGGAGGACCUACUAUUGGACUUCCUACUCAAAAUAUACAGGGUCAGUUCUGUGACUACUGCUAUUCCAGUGACCCCAACAAAGCCCACCCAGUGACCAACGCCAUCGAUGGAACAGAGCGGUGGUGGCAGAGCCCCCCUCUGUCCAGAGGAUUUAGCUACAAUGAGGUGGACGUCACCCUGGACCUUGGGCAGCUCUUCCACGUGGCAUAUGUCCUCAUCAAGUUUGCUAACUCUCCUCGCCCUGACCUGUGGGUGCUAGAGCGUUCUGUGGACCAUGGGAGAACCUACACCCCCUGGCAGUAUUUUGCACAUUCUAAGCGUGAGUGCAUCGAAAAGUUUGGAAAGCAGCCCAAUGCUCGUAUACUGCAAGAUGAUGACCAGAUCUGCACCACAGAAUAUUCACGGAUUGUCCCUUUGGAGAACGGAGAGAUUGUGGUGUCUUUGGUCAACGGGCGCCCAGGCUCCAGAAACUUCACCUACUCCCCGGUGCUUCGUGACUUCACCAAGGCCACCAACAUCCGCCUGCGCUUCCUCCGCACCAGCACCUUGUUGGGCCACCUCAUCUCCAAGGCCCAGAGAGACCCCACAGUCACACGAAGGUAUUACUACAGUAUCAAAGACAUCAGCAUUGGAGGACGUUGCGUUUGUCACGGACAUGCACAGGUGUGUGGCGGACGUAAUAACGGCAACCCAAAUAGACGCCAGUGCGAGUGCAAACACAACACAUGCGGUGAGUCAUGUGACCGCUGCUGCCCAGGCUUCAACCAGAAGCCAUGGCGUGCCGCUACCAAAGACAGCCCCAACGAGUGCCAACCCUGCCAGUGUUUCUCCCAUGCCUUUGACUGUUAUUACGACCCAGAGGUAGAGCAGAGGGGAGCAAGUUUAGACACCUUCGGCAGGUACGAAGGAGGAGGCGUGUGCAUCAACUGCCAGCACAACACUGCUGGAGUGAACUGUGAGAAAUGCAUUGAUGGUUUCUACAGACCUUACGGAGUACCACCUGAGUCUCCCACUGGUUGCAUACCCUGUAGGUGUGACAGCAGGACGAUAACCAGCUGUGAGAUGGGGUCCGGACGUUGCAUCUGCAAACCAGAGUUCAGUGGGGAAAACUGUGAUCGCUGUGCUGACGGGUACUACGGCUUCCCUCAGUGCAUCCGAUAUCCCGUAUACCAGACGACCACCAAAUCCCCUGCAGGUCAUAUUGUGGAGACCACUGCCUGCCCUCCAGGUUAUUUCGGAGCGCCCAGCUGUCAGCUGUGUGUAUGUGACUACAGCGGGUCAGUGCACGAGGUGUGUGAUGCUUCAGGGCGCUGCCUGUGCCGCCACGGGGUGGAAGGGGAGCGAUGUGACCGCUGUCGACCAGGAUACCACUCUUUCCCAAACUGCCAGGUGUGUCGCUGUGACGGGGCCGGUGCAGCUGACGGUGUCUGCAGUCCAACUGGCCAGUGCAGUUGCCUCAGCAACUAUGAAGGACAGCAGUGUGACCAGUGUGCACCAGGUUACUAUGGGUACCCAGACUGUGCUGCCUGCCAGUGUUCACGGGAGGGCUCCUAUGGCACCACAUGUAACCCACUGUCAGGUCAAUGCCUGUGUCUGCCGGGGGUGGUGGGCCAGCAGUGCGACCGCUGUGCUGGCUCAGGGCUCAGGUUCCCCCACUGCUCAGCCUCCAUCAGUCAGUGUAAUCCAGCAGGGUCAGAGGUCACGCAUCCUCAAACGGGCUCUUGUCGCUGCCGACCAAACGUAGAGGGAACCCUGUGUGACAGGUGUAGACCUCUCUACUGGAACCUGGCCGUAGACAGCCCUAGUGGCUGCAUUGAGUGUCGGUGUGAUGUAAAAGGGACCCUGAGUGGUGUUGGGGAGUGUGUGCAGAAAACUGGACAGUGUCACUGCAAGCCAAACGCAUGUGGACAUGCAUGUGACACCUGUAAGGAGGGAUAUUUCCUGCUGCAGAAACGACACUAUUUUGGUUGUCAAGGUUGUCAGUGUGAUGUGGGCGGAGCCAUCGGCAGGGCCUGUGAUGAGGCAUCGGGACAGUGUCGGUGUCGGAGGAAUGUGGUGGGCCGCACAUGCACACAGCCCGCACGUAGCUACUACUUUCCCACGCUGCACCAGCUGAAGUUUGAGGUGGAGGAUGGCACCACGCCCAACGCCAGGCCGGUGCGCUUUGGUUACAACCCCCAAGAGUUUCCAGAGUUUAGCUGGAGAGGCUAUGCUGUAAUGUCCCCCGCGCAGAGUGAAGUCAAAGUAACAGUGCAUGUUAAUGUGAAAGAUGAAAAGCAGUUCUUCCGUGUGGUUCUGCGGUUCACUAACCCCAGCGGUGCCAGUGUGACCGGUAGCAUCAUGGCUACCAAUAACAGGGCCACUCCAGGGUCAGAGCAGAGUAAGGAGGUAAUAUUCCCUGCCAGUCCCUCCCCCAGCUUCCUCACCGUCCCAGGAGAGGGCUUCGCUGAACCUUUUACUCUGACCCCUGGGAAAUGGAUUAUCCACAUAAGGGCAGAGGGCGUUCUGCUGGAUUAUUUAGUGCUGCUACCCCAGGAUUAUUAUGAAGCACCUCUCCUGCAAGAGCGGAUCACCCAGCCCUGCACAUACGUAUCCACUGCAAACAAGGACACAAACUGUCUCUUGUAUAAGCAUUUGGCAAUGGGUGGCUUCAGCUCUGUCCUGGGGUCACAGGGUCAGCUGUCCACCCGCAGUGGCCGCAGGAGGAGGCAGGCUCGUGUGCGGAGACCCACCCCAGAUCAUCCUGAAAUGGCCUCCCUCAACGGGAGACAGUCUCAGCUCCAGCUAAGUCUUCGUGUUGCUCGCCCUGGUCUUUAUGCUCUCGUCCUAGAGUACGCCAGCGAGGUGGACAACGUCCAGAAUGUCAACGUACUCAUCAGAGGCCAGUCAGACGGUGAUAUCCUAGCCAGGGCCAACAUUUACAGUUGUGCCUACAGCUUUCUGUGUCGGAGUGUGGCAGUGGACAGCAGUAACCGGGUGGCAAUGUUGCAGCUUUCUCACAAGGUCGAGCUUCUCUUGCAGUCUUCCACAGCGGCAUUCCUGCUGUAUAAAGUGUAUGCAGUGCCUGCAGAGGAGUUCUCCAUGGAGUAUGUGGACCCCAAAGUGCUGUGUGUCUCUGUCCACGGCCGCUUCACUGAAGACAGUCAGUACUGUGUCCCGAGCCAGUUCAGCAGGCCUACCACAGCGUGGAUUUUGGACGCGGCACGUGACGGGCGUCUAUCCUCUGCACCACUCACCGCCCCCCGGCAGAGGGAGGAGGGUGAGGAGUGGAGGUGGAGGCGGCAGUCCGGGUUGUUCCCUAUCAGUCCACCCCAGAGCGACGGGGUAUUGCUUAAAUUCCCCCAGACGGAGAUCAGCUUCAAUCCCAGCGUGCCCCUCCCAGGCAGGUAUGUUGUUGUGGUCCAUUAUCGCCAGCCUGAACACACCUCCUUCCCUGUGGACGUUCAAGUGGAUGCUGGACGCACCUGGACUGGUUUGAUAAAUGCAUCCUUCUGCCCCGGGGUCUCAGGCUGCAGGGAGGUAGUCAUCGUUGACGGGCGCAUUGCCCUUGACCUCGACCAACCUUCCUGGCAACAGCCCACCAUCACUGUGAGGGUCCCGCCCAGAAAGACCCUGAUCCUGGAUUAUAUCCUGGUGGUUCCUGAUAGCAGUUAUGCUCCAGAGCUCCUGAAAGAGAAGCCACUGGAUAAGUCUGCUGAUUUUGCACAGCACUGCAGAGGGGAAGGCUUUUAUAUUGACCCCAGAACCUCUUCCCAGUUCUGCAGAGACUCUGCCCGCUCUCUUGUAGCAGCCUACAAUGAUGGCGCUUUGCCUUGCAACUGUGACAAGGCUGGCGCCACGGCAACCAACUGUGAUCCAAUCGGAGGACAGUGUCCCUGCAGACAGCACGUCAUCGGUCGACAGUGCACCAGGUGUGCUACGGGAUACUAUGGCUUCCCUUACUGCAGACCAUGUGAGUGUGGCCGCCGGCUGUGUGAUGAGGUGACAGGACGGUGUAUCUGCCCUCCUCAGACGAUCAAACCGGCCUGUGAUGUGUGUCUGAGUCAGACUUUCAGCUACCACCCUUUGCUGGGCUGCGAGGGCUGUAACUGCUCAACCAAUGGCAUCAAAGACAGUGCAAGGCCUGAGUGUGACCGUGAAACUGGACAGUGCACUUGCAAGCCCAGGAUUGGGGGUCGGCAGUGUGAUCGCUGCGCUCCAGGGUAUUAUCGCUUCCCUGACUGUUUGCCAUGUGACUGUGGCCAAGGAGGGGUCACACCUGAUGUGUGUCAUCCAGACACAGGGGAGUGUCUCUGCAAGUAUGUAGACAUGCACGGCUGGCGUUUGGAAAAGCUCGACCAGGAAGAGAUUCCCUCUGUGCUGAACACGGCCAGUAACACAGUCGUGGCUGACAUCCAGGAGCUUCCACCUACAGUUCAAGUUCUCCACUGGGUGGCGCCAUCCACCUACCUGGGAGACAGGGUGUUAUCCUAUGGUGGCUUCCUUACCUACCAGUCCAAAUCCUUUGGCAUUCCCAGUGAGGGGAUGACGCUGUUGGACAGAAGACCUGAUGUCCUGCUUAGUGGGCAGAAAAUGACCCUGAUCCACCUGGCUCCUCAGCUCCCCUCUCCAGACAAACUGUACCAGGGCAGAGUCCAGCUUGUGGAGGGAAACUGGCGUCAUGCUGGGACCAACAGGCCCGUGUCCCGAGAGGAGCUGAUGAUGGUUCUCGCUGGUCUGGACGGCCUGAGGAUCCGAGCCCUGUACUUCACUCAGAGCCAGCGCCUCAGUCUGGGGCAGGUGGGCCUGGAGGAGGCCUCUGAGACGGGGGCUGGAGGUCCUGCCAACACUGUGGAGAAUUGUUUCUGCUCCCCAGAAUACACUGGAGCCUCCUGUGAGAAAUGCGCUCCUGGUUACCACAGAGAUGGUGCUGGGCCUUUCCUGGGGCGCUGUGUGCCCUGUGACUGCAACGGUCUGGCUAAUGAGUGUGACGACAGGACGGGGAAGUGCCUGAAUUGUCAAUAUAACACAGCUGGGGAUCACUGUGAGCGCUGCAAGGAGGGUUACUAUGGAAACCCGGCUCAGAGGACAUGCCGUGUGUGCCCAUGCCCAUCCGAGGUGGCAUCGAAAAGUUUUGCCGUUGGUUGCAGAGAGAUCUCCGGAGCAUUCCAGUGUAUAUGCAGAACAGGCUACACCGGAGAAAGGUGUGAGAGGUGUGCUCCUGGUUUCUAUGGUGAUCCGAAGACAGGAGGAAGUUGUCAGCCCUGUAAUUGCAACGGCAAUGGCAACAACUGUGACUCCAGAACUGGAGUGUGCAAGAACACACUGGAGCCAAAAGACACAAACACUGAUGAGCAAUGCCAAGAGUGUGAUAAUUGUGCCCAGACUUUACUAAAUGAUCUGGAGAAGCUGGAUAAUGACCUGGGAAGAAUCAAGACUCAGCUGGACAAUGCCAGUGCCAGUGCUACUUCCCAAGACAGACUAGAGAAGCUGGAGAAGGCCAUCUCAGACACCAAGACUUUGGUCAGCAAAUUCAGCACCACCAUCACCAAUCACAAGCCCAAAGUUAACCAGCUGGAGCAGGACAUGCGCACUCUCAGUGAUGACAUCAGCCUCCUCAAAGACAAGGCAGAUGAGAAGGCUGCUGAUGCUGACAAGGCAGUGGCGGAUGUGGAAAAAACCCACAAAAGAGCCAAGGAUUUGGACACAGAGGUUAGGAACAUACUCAAGAAAAUCAAAGCCUUGUUGGACCAGUUGAACGAAGCAGGCACCAGUGCCAGCGGUGACAGGCUGCCCAGUGAGGACCUGGCUAAGAUGAUGGAUGAGGCUCAGCGUAUGGUGAAGGAGAUGGAGAACAAAAACUUCAACCCCCAGAAGACAGCUGCAGAGAAGGAAAGAGACGAGGCCAAGAAACUGCUAGAGCACAUCAAGGCAAACGUAAGCAAGCAGUGCGACCAGAACGAGGCAGCAGCAGAGAAGAUUCGGGGUCUGCUGAAGGACUACGAGGCCAAACUGAAGGACCUGGAUGAGGCUCUGAAGGAGGCUGUGGACACGGUGAAAAAAGCAAACACCCAGAAUGGACUCAAUGCACAGGCAAUGGAUGAUCUGCAGAAACGUAUUGACAGUUUGAAAAAGGAGCGUAAGAUAGUUCAGGACCAAAUGGCGAUGGCAGAGGAUGAGCUGAAGAAAACAGAAGAUCUGCUGAAACAGCUGUCCGACAGUAAAAAGGAGUACGAGCAGCUGGCAGCACAACUGGAUGGUGCCAAGACGGACUUGACCAAGAAGGUUAAUGAACUCUCCCAGGCAGCAGACAAGGAGGACAUUGUGAGGCAGGCAGAGGACCAUGCUGAUGAGCUCAAGAGGCUGGCUAAGGAGCUUGAGGAUGCUGUGAGGUCCUCCAGUGGACACUCUGAUGUCCGUAAUGCCAUGGAUGCCAUUGAGACCUACAAGAAUAUUACAGAUGCGAUCAAUGCCGCUGAGGAAGCCGCCAACGAGGCAAAAGAUGCAGCAGACAAGGCCUUGAAUAAUCUUAAAAAGGAAGACCUAUCAAAAAAAGCAAAAGAACUGAAAAAUCAUGGGGACCAACUUUUGGAUGAGGCAAAGAAUGCAAAAAAAGAUCUUCAAGAUGCCGCCGAUGACCUUGCUGCCCAGAAGAAGCGUUUGAAGAAUGCUGAGAAAAAGAAGAAAGCUUUGGAGAAGGACCUCCUGGAUGCUCAGGCUGAAUUAAAUAACAUCAAGAGAGAUGAUAUAAGUGCUAUAAUUGAUGAGGCCAAGAAGAAGGCGUCGUCAGCCAACGACACAGCCAGCAACACCUUGGACCGACUCAAUGAGAUCCGUAACCAACUCAGCAAUAUCAAUGUCACUCCAAUGGACUCCAGUCUCACCAAUGUUAUGGAUGAUGUGGACAAAUCAGUAAAGGACCUGUUGAACACCAUCCCAUCUCUAAAUGAUAAGAUCUCAGAGGUGGAGAGCCUCACCUCAGAGCUCUCCCCUGUCACCAACAUAUCUGAGAACAUCAAGAAGAUCAAAGAGCUCAUUGAACAAGCCCGGGAUGCAGCUAACAGGAUUGUGGUCCCAAUGAAAUUCACAGGGAACGGCCACGUGGAGCUGCGUCCACCAAAGGAUUUGGAAGAUCUGAAGGCCUACACAGCCCUGUCUCUGUCUCUUCAGAGACCUAAGACUGAUUCGAGAGGGGACGGAGCUCGCAGACGCAGACAGAGUGCAGCCAAGGAGGAUAUGUUUGUGCUCUACCUGGGCAAUAAAGAUUCUUCUAAAGACUACAUAGGGAUGUAUCUGGAGAAUAAUGUGCUACACUGUGUGUACAAGCUCAACGGAGUUGAGAAUGAUAUUGAAUCAUUCGAAAUCACCGGAUCGUCAUCUGAGUCAGCCUUCUUUGACAAAGUGGACCUAAACAGAAUCUACGAAGAUGCAGAGGUGGUCUUGACCAAACUCUUCACGUCAAACACACCUGAUGCACCAUUAAAGAAGAACUUGGCACCAGAGCAGACCAAGAACCUGCUGAACCUCAGCCCCGAUGAUGUUGUCUUCUACGUUGGAGGCUAUCCUGACAGCUUCACUCCACCAGCACCUCUCAACCAUCCUAAGUACAAGGGCUGCAUCGAGUUCUCCUCAUUCAACGACAGAUUCAUCAGCCUCUACAAUUUCCAAAAGGCUGUGAACAUCAAUUUGGAGACACCUUGCAAGAGGUAUAUACAACCAAUAGAUUUUAACUACUUUGAAGGUACGGGAUAUGCAAAGGUGCUUGUUGAAAGACCUCCAGCAACCAUGCUCAUAAAUCAAUUAGUCAAGUCUCGUUCUGAGAAUGGACUACUCUUAUACAUAGGAAAUGAGGAUAAAUACUACACUGUGGCAAUUGAGAGGGGCUUUUUUGUUCUGGACAGUAACUUGCUCAGCGCACCAGUUAGAAGUAAUGAAAAAGUGUUCCCACUGGAGGGUGACGGGACAGAAAUUCUCAUUGUCCUGGAGUCAGUUGGUGCAAAGCAGAUCAGAGUGCGAAAGUCAAAUAAAGACCUGGUCCAUGCCGAUGUUGAGUAUACCAAAGGAGAUUUUAAAGAGUACUACAUUGGUGGAGCACCACAAGACCUGAGGGAAAAAAACAACAUCACCACACAGCCCCUCAAAGGAUGCUUGAGGAAUGUGAAGCUGAAUAGCAAAUUCCAAUCCUUUGAAGAGAAAGUUGGUGUCAGCCGUGGUUGUACGCCAGAUUUCUUGGCCUCUCGUAAAGCAGAGUUUACCUUGGGAAGCUCCUUGGCGAAAAACUUCAGUGGCUUUAGCGUGGCCGGCGAUUUUAUGAUCUCUCUCGGCUUCAAGAGCACAGAGAACAACGGUCUCCUUCUGCAGAACAAAGAGGCGGCUAAUGGGAUUGAACUUGCUUUAAUAAAUGGCCAUGUGGUUCUAAAGUUCAACGACAAGAUGUGGAAAUCUAACAAAAACUACCAGGAUGGCCAAUGGCAUUAUUUGACUGUGGACAAAACAGGUGGCAGUAUUGAGUUACUGAUUGAUGAUGAGGAUGAAGGCCAGCAGCAGACUUCCAGCAUGUCCAUAUCAGACACAAACACCUCUGUGUUCCUGGGAAAAGACAAUUUCAAAGGCUGCCUCUCCAACCUCUACAUAAGAGGGCACAGCGAUUCUUGCAGAGCCGAGGACUUGAGUCGCUUCAGUGCCACUGGAAACGUGCUGCUGGACAUGUGUCCUGGUGACAAACCGCCCCUGCUGAUGCUCGACCGCAACUCUGAGAGGGAUGGUGUUAUGGAGGCAGUAAAUGACAGUCUAUCAAUGUGUGCAAUGCCAGCCCUCACCCCACAUGCCUAUCACUUGGGUGGCCUUGUAAGCAGCUUGAGCUACAGCCUUCCACCACAGGCCCUGCAGCCAAAGCCCCACUUCUCUCUAGAUGUCAGGACCCGGUCUCCAGAGGGACUGCUGUUUUUUGCUGCUACCAGAGGAGGGCGCUCUCACCUUGCUUUAUACAUGUCCAAGGGCAGGAUCAGAUUCUCUGUAGGCAAACAGAAAGAGAUCUUCAACCGGGAGAAGUACAACGAUGGGAAGUGGCACUCGGUCAUAUUCAGUUUGGAGAAGAAAAAGUUCCGGUUGGUUGUAGAUGGAAUCAGGGCCCAGGAUGGUCAGCUGACAAAUGAUGAGGUGGCAUCCAUGGACUUUAUGUCACCUCUGUACCUGGGCAGUGCACCUGAAUCCCUUCACAAAGAAUUAAAGUGGAAGAUCCUUCCAAAGCAAAGUGUGUUGGGCUGUGUCCGCAGUUUCAAGAUGAAUGGCGCACCAAUGCCAGAGCCGACCACCAAUCGUGGCGUCGGCCCUUGUUUUCAGGGUCAGACUCAGAGUGGGGCUUAUUUCUCAGGGAACGGAGCACAUGUUAUUCUUGAAGACUCCAUCGUGAGCUCAGACUUUGAGCUGCUCUUUAGCAUUCGUCCAAGGAGUCCGACUGGAGUUCUGCUGCACGUUGGUGACUCCAACAGGACCCGACAAGGAUCCACUACAGGCCAUUAUCUCAACAUCUACAUGCUCAGAGGAGAGGUAGUAGUGCAGGCGAACAACGGAGGAGGAGAAUUCAGGGUGUCAGUCCUGCCCAAGACUCCCUUGUGUGACGGACUGUUCCAUAAAAUUUCAGUGAUCAAGAGGAAAAAUGUUGUGCAACUGCAUGUAGACACAACGGGGAAUCACAAAAUUGGGCCACCAAGUUCCUCUUCCACUUCGAGCAAAAACCCCUUGUAUGUGGGUGGCAUUCCUGAGAGGUCCAUGCACCAGAUGCUCCCUGUCACAUCGUCGUUUGUGGGAUGCCUCCAGAACAUUUGGAUCAAUAACAGCCCGGUCUCCCUCGAGCGGCUGUCCAGGGUGUUCGGUCCUGUCAACCUCAGAGAGUGUCCAGCGGGCUGACCCGAAGCAUCUCACUGCAUCAUCACCAAAUCUUGGGACCAUGUCCACUGGCAACCAUGUGCAAUCUGUUAACCCAGACAGAGAAUGUGUAUAUGUGUAAGAAUGUACUACCAGUGUGUUUGAAUGAGAGUAUGUGAGAGUAUGUGAGAGUGUGUGUGCGUGUAUGUGUGUGUUUAUAAUGGAGAGCAGCAGCAAACAGAAUCAUAUCUUGUUGCUCUUUUAAAGUUAUCUAUAUUUAUUUUGUGAUAAAAUCAUGUAUUACAUCACCAGUUUAUGAAUGCAUAUUCUAACGGAUGUUUUACAGUCUGCUUUAUAGAUAUUUUGUCCAUUUAUUCUGAAUCAACUGUCAACUACUGCUACUAUUGCUACUGAAAAUGGUUGUAAUAGGCCAGGGCUGCAUUAUGACCAACCUGCAGUAUCAGCAACCCAGCACUUUAAGAAAACGAAUGACAGGCCAUUUGCGAUGGUGCUUUCAUGGUGAUCAGCGUUAUCAGUUGAUGUCUUUACUCGCCUCGGUCUUUGGACCCAAAAGUUUGUGUUCUACAGUAAUCUGCAGUUGCUCAAGUCACUGUCACUUGGUCACAGUCUGCUAAGUUGUUUUGUCUCCAUGUCCUCCUGUGAGCAUGAUAUUUCUGCAUGUCAACUAUUUGAGUAGACAUGGACUAUUCACACGUGGUUUUACAUGUACUGUACUGACAUUCUUUUGAACUCAUAUUCCAUUUUGCAUUCCUGUGCAUGCAUAGAAAUGUUGUGUGUAUUUGUGAAUGUUGGUUACACCAGUAAACACAUUGUAGUUAACUUUCUGGAGCAUUGCCUGUCAGUUAAAAAGAAAACAUAUUUUUGCCAGCUUUUAUUUAUAGGCAGUCUCAAAGUUCUGAUUGGUCAUGUUUGGGACCACUUAGCCCAUAUUACUAGAAUAAGUUUGUAUUAAAAUAAGAAAAAAACAAAAUUAAUUUACUUUGAUUCCCCAGCAAGUGUAUACCUCAGUGCUUUGUACAUUUGUGAAAGAAAAAAAAAGCAUGCAUGACUGUUGGACUUUUUUUCUUUUUUUUUUUUCAUGCAUUCCUGUCUAGUGACCACAGAUAUUAUUGAUUUGUUAACCCUUUUAUAAUCUGUCCUAUAAAUGUUUGUCACU